CUGGGUUGUGUUAUUGUUGUACAAACGAAAACAGGGAUCAAAAUUGAAAGGCAGUGGAAGAUGCCGGAGCGGGGAAGACAUCAUCUGAGGAGGGAAGGGCAAUCAGAGCACAAGAGCAGGGAUUAUUCACACAAUGGUCCAGAUUCUGUUUAUGACAGCCAAAACAACCACCAGAAGCCAAGAAAAACGGAGGAGCAAGGCUCUGAUGGUGACAAGAGGGCCAAAGAAAACAGACACAGAGAAAUGAGAGGUGCCCCUCCAAAUGAGCCACGUGCUCACAGAGAAUACUAUCACGAGGAACCCUCAAUACCGUCCACGAGGACAUCAGUUCAUCACUCAGAGAGAGAGUAUUAUGAGCAUCAACGCAAGCAAGCCCUGUACAAUUUCAGAUACACCUUCACCAAUCGAGGUCUCUGCCAGCUCAUGGAGGUCUUUGUGAAUCUGCUUCUAAUAAUCUGUGCCGGCGUGCCGUACAGCAACAAUGGUGGCUACCGUGACCUGGCCAGUCUGGGCGGGAUCUACGGUUAUUACUUUGGAGGAGCUGGCUCUUUCAGCGGAGCUGAUGCAGACAGAGUGAAAGAGCUCGACAGACAGUUCCACCAACUCAAGCAGCCUCCAUACGUCUUUACCAUGGUGUUUGCGGGGGUUUUAAUGAUCUACGCCUGCGCCAUGUUUGCCCUGGGAAUUUUCAGGGUCCCGUACCGCUGGCCCCCUGUUCUUCUGGGGGAGGCUCUGCUGAAUUUGCUGAUAGGUUUGGGCUACAUCCCCGCACUCGCCUUCUACUUUAUUAAACUGCAAGAAACCUACAAUAAUCCAAUUUGUAAGGAGAGAGAACAAAUGUACAAGAACAAAGGGCACAAGGGCUUUGAAUGUCAGUUCCAUGGUGCAGAUAUUGCAGGAGGACUCUUUGGGGUGGUAGCUGUGUUUGUUUUUAUAGUUUGCGCGGUAUUUACUGUCAGAGCUUUCAGGUCAGUGCAAGAGCUUAAGAAGCAAAGAGCAAAUGAGGAGGAUGAUUUUUAA
Menidia menidia (Atlantic silverside) is the source of this 1020-nucleotide messenger RNA. NCBI's taxonomy places the organism in Eukaryota, Metazoa, Chordata, Actinopteri, Atheriniformes, Atherinopsidae. The record is from the annotation of a GenBank genome assembly.